AUGUCUAGCAUCUCCAGAACCGCCAACCUCCUCUUCCGCGCUAGCAGGGCCUCCCUGCUGCGCCCUCGCGCUGUCAACCCUGUGCAGCAUGUUUUGGGUAAAGACAGACUGGCUGCCCGUGGUACCAUUGGUCACGUCGAUCACGGCAAGACCACCUUGACUGCCGCUAUCACCAAGCACCAGGCUUCCAAGGGCCUCGCUCAGUUCCUCGAGUAUGGUGCUAUUGAUAAGGCCCCUGAGGAGCGUAAGCGUGGUAUCACCAUCUCGACUGCUCACAUUGAGUUCUCCACCGAGGACAGGCACUAUGCCCACGUCGACUGCCCCGGUCACGCCGAUUACAUCAAGAACAUGAUCACUGGUGCUGCUAACAUGGACGGUGCUAUUGUUGUCGUUGCUGCUUCGGAUGGUCAGAUGCCCCAGACCCGGGAGCACUUGCUGCUUGCCCGUCAGGUCGGUGUCCAGAAGAUCGUCGUUUUCGUCAACAAGAUUGAUGCCGUUGAGGACCCUGAGAUGUUGGAGCUUGUCGAGUUGGAAAUGCGCGAGCUCCUUAGCAGCUACGGCUUCGAGGGCGAAGAGACUCCCAUCAUCUUCGGUUCUGCUCUGUGUGCUUUGGAGGACCGUCGCCCCGACAUUGGUGCCGAGCGUAUCGACGAGCUCAUGAAGGCUGUUGACACCUGGAUCCCUACCCCUCAGCGUGAUCUUGACAAGCCUUUCCUCAUGUCUGUCGAGGAAGUCUUCUCCAUCGCCGGUCGUGGUACCGUUGCCUCCGGCCGUGUCGAACGUGGUAUCCUGAAGAAGGACAGCGAAGUCGAGAUCAUCGGAGGUAGCUUCGAUGCUACCAAGACCAAGGUCACCGACAUUGAGACCUUUAAGAAGUCUUGUGACGAGUCUCGCGCUGGUGACAACUCUGGCUUGCUUCUCCGUGGUAUCCGUCGUGAAGACGUCCGCCGCGGAAUGAUCAUUGCUGCUCCUGGCAGCACCAAGGCCCACGACCAGUUCUUGGUGUCCAUGUACGUUCUCACUGAGGCUGAGGGUGGUCGUCGUACUGGCUUCGGCUCCAACUACCGCCCCCAGGUGUUCGUUCGCACUGCUGAUGAGGCUGCUGACCUCAGCUUCCCCGACGGUGAUGAGUCCCGGAGGGUGAUGCCUGGUGACAACGUCGAGAUGGUCCUCAAGACUCACCGCCCCAUUGCUGCUGAGGCUGGCCAGCGCUUCAACAUCCGUGAGGGUGGCCGUACUGUUGCCACUGGUCUCGUUACCCGUGUCAUGGACGGAAAAUAA
Molecule: messenger RNA, 1281 nt
Organism: Aspergillus oryzae RIB40
Lineage: Eukaryota; Fungi; Ascomycota; Eurotiomycetes; Eurotiales; Aspergillaceae
Product: translation elongation factor Tu
Exons: 5
Coding region: 1-1281 (426 amino acids)
Biological process (GO): mitochondrial translational elongation
Cellular component (GO): mitochondrion
Molecular function (GO): translation elongation factor activity; GTPase activity; GTP binding
Source: RefSeq, a predicted model, not a curated record